CACUGCAUCCUCUGCACCGUCGUUGCGUCUUCAGAGAGCUUCCUCGGGAUCUGCCAGUGCCAGGAAGGGGGAUGGAUACGCUGCUUUGGCUCCCCGUGUGCCUGUGUGGCCAUAAGGUUUGGGCAUCUCCUAAUUGAGGAGAGUUGACAUACUGAUUGCAAGUGAAUCCUCCUCAGUCAGCCUGUUGGAUGUCUCUGAGAACAUAAGAAGUCAUGGCAGAAAACGAUGCAAUGCCAACCUUACCAAAAAAGUGUGGCCCUUACAUUUCAUCUGUAACCAGUCGUGGCAUGAAUUUGGUAAUUCGUGGUAUAGUGCUGUUUUUUAUUGGCGUAUUUCUUGCAUUAGUAUUAAACUUACUUCAGAUCCAGAGAAACGUUACUCUCUUCCCCCCUGAUGUGAUCACAAGCAUCUUCUCCUCAGCUUGGUGGGUUCCACCUUGCUGUGGCACAGCAUCAGCUGUGAUUGGGUUAUUGUACCCAUGCAUGGACAGACAUCUGGGAGAGCCACAUAAAUUUAAGAGAGAAUGGUCCAGUGUGAUGCGAUGUGUAGCAGUCUUUGUGGGAAUAAAUCAUGCCAGCGCUAAAGUGGAUUUUGCCAACAAUAUCCAGUUGUCUCUCACGUUAGCAGCCUUGUCAAUUGGACUGUGGUGGACGUUUGAUAGAUCACGAAGUGGCUUUGGUCUUGGAGUAGGAAUUGCUUUCCUGGCCACGUUGGUGUCACAACUUCUGGUCUACAAUGGAGUUUAUCAAUACACGUCUCCAGAUUUCCUUUAUGUUCGUUCCUGGUUGCCAUGUAUAUUUUUUGCUGGUGGAAUAACCAUGGGCAAUAUUGGCAGGCAGCUGGCAAUGUAUGAAUGCAAAGUCAUUGCAGAGAAGUCUCAUGAGGACUGAGGAGAACAGUGUGCACCUUUUAAACAGGAAAAUAUCUGACAAAUGACUGUUGGAGGAGCAUAAGGAACACUUGACUAUGAAAUUGCCAAAAUGCAAUUUUUUUUCCCUUGAGUGGUAUACAUUACUGCAAUCUGUGAUUGCUGCUUCUAUAGAAACCUUGAUGUCUGAUUUUGAUUACUGUGAAGUUACAAUAGUAUGCAAUACAUUUGACAAUAUUGGUUCAAUUAUAGGAUUCUUUUUUUCCAAAUCUAAACUGAGUUUACCAUAAAUUCUUGUCUGUCCGUAAUGUUGCAGUGCCAAACUGAACAUUUGCACUACGUUUCUGUAGCUGAAACUUCUGCUUCACUUUAUCUUGAAAGUUUGGAGGAAUUUGUUCUUAAUGGCUCAGUGAAAGACAGGGGGUUCAAAUUUAGGAAUAAAAAUCUUCCGUUUCUCUGACGAUAGCCCUUAUUAUCUGUAUGAAAUCCAUGGAUUACGGGUGAACUUUGAUGCAAUAAGUAACUGAUUUCUGCCUGUUAUCACACUGUAUUGUUCUUCUUGCAUCACAUGUGAGGAAACUGAAUAUGGAUUGUAUGGGUUAUUGCUGUAGCAUUUCAUCUGGCUGUAGUACAGAAUGCAGAAAUGGAAACUGAGGCUGGAAAUGGUUUGCUGUUUUUCCCCUGGUACAGCCGGUAUACAUGUUUGCGUAGGAAUUUAUGUGGACAGAUUCUGAAACUACUAGUUGCAUUGAGUAACAGGGUGCAAUUCGGGUCAUUCUUGUACAAUCCUUUAAUCUGACUUGUGUUGAUCUCUUACAAAAAAAAAAAAUCUUAGGGAGUUCUUAUUGCAAAACUUAAUUCUGCUGACCUAAAUCAGCCACUACCAUAUAGUGUCAUAAACCCCUCCAUUUCCAAUGUUACUCUUGACAGUUCUUGUCUUCUAUCUGCUCUGUUUGCAGGGAUCAGCAGCAGGAGGCAAGACUAUCUUUUAGGUACUGAUGUAGCCCUUAUUGCUGGGACUAUGGUCCAGGCAACCAUAAAUGCAUUUGUUCUUCUAGCAGUUUUCUGAGGUAGGGAAAUGCUGUUACCCUUGUUUUACAGGUGCCUGUGCUCAGAACGUCUGAGAGGGCAGAGGGCUGGAGUAGGCUGCGUGCUCAUCAGUUCCUUAAGAAGAAGGAUUUUUAGUGUGUGACCUGUAUUUGCGGGCAUAUGUGGAAUUUCCUCUUGGCUUUGCAGCUCCCUUUUAAGACCAUAAGAUAUUAGAACUUGUGUGAGAGAGCAGACUGCCAGAGGACACUGCUGAGGUGUGCCAGCAGUGAAUUUGAUACAGGAUGUCUUCGCUUUGUUUCCCCCCCUUCUGUCUCGUGUGUUGACGAUGUUUUAAUGUAUUCGUUUUCCUUUUCUUGUCUUGAAGUGCUAUUUUUUUAAAUCUUCCAUGAAAGGUUUGUAAGUCAUGUUACACCUCCCUCACCUAGGGAGGCUGGAGUUGGUCCAAAGAACAAAUAGAUAUUUAGACAAGUUUUUAUUAAUAAAUGUGUGUGUGCAUUGUUCACAAAGCUUGACAUAGGCAACUCUUUUUCAGUCUGAAGAGUAUGCAAUGGAGUGCUUCCAAAAUUGUUUUAAUGAAAGAGGUGGUCACAAAAGGAAAAUAUCUUGAAUGGGGAAGUGUAAAAAUAAUAAAUAAGCAAAUGAUCUGUGAAGAGCUUGGUUCUGCAGCUCUACAAAGUUUAAUCCGCUUAGUUUCAUCGUGGUUCCAUGACAGUUCUGCACCUGAAACACACUUUCGUGGGGAAAUGUUUCAGGAAAGCGCUUAGAGAUGUGCUUUGUUUUAAGCAGAGGUAGAACAUGUUUAAGUAGAUCCCUGAUGAGAGGUUUUCUUUUAAUCCAACUGUACGGCAAUAAGAAGCAUUUCGUUAAUAAAACCAAGAAACUGUUAGGGCAUGAAGUUUCUUUAGGCAGACUCUGGCAUUUCACUGAAGAAGCUGUUGGGUCGCUCUCCGUACAGUAUUUGGCCUCCUCCGCCUUCUGUACUUAAACAAAUGGCUUUGGCUUGGUGGGCAGCAUGAUGCGUCCCUCCUGAGCUAUCAGGGCAUGAAUGGCAUAAAAAAAAAAUCACGUUUCUUAUCCUGACUGUAGGGAAUGGUGUGGUACAGCUGUAGCCAGCGUGCUGAUGUGAUGAACGGUUUACUUUCAUCAUGACCAGUAAGUGUACGCAACUGGAGAUGAGUAGUUGUUGUUAUUCACUUGGUGGUAGAACUGCUUUUUACCUGCUGGUCUAAAUAUUUACACAGACGAAGCCUGGUGUGUGCUCAAACGUGCACUGUGUGAGACGUGGUCAUCGUGCAUCUGUGACACCCACUCUGCAACACUUCGCACUCGGAUUCAUCUAAACCUGACCAGGGUGUGUGCUGGCCACUAACUUCUUUUAAAUUUCAUUUUGGAAAUUUUGAGAGCGUGUUGUGCAAAGGCAGCAAUCAUCCAAAAUAAACUUGGGUGGAGUCCUUUAUUUAGACGUGUUUUAUUAUUUUUAUUCUCAUUUGACUGAAGUACGAGGUUCACAUCUUGGGUGUUGUAUUUUUUCAGACCACGUUGUGAUUUCUAUGGGUGGUGUGCUCGGUCCCUGACAAAGGUUCAUGAUGAGGACGCUGACAUGGCCUUAAUGUAGUGGUGUGAACAUGCUGCUACUCUAUAGCGUGUAAUUAUAAUGUCAGACUGUCUUAAAAAUGCUGUUCAAUGCAGAAUGAACAAGGUAUAUUUUAGAUACAACUUUAUAAGCACUAUAACCUCUUCACUAAUUAAGCAUUGUAAGGUCUAUGCUGUUUAAACUGGCAAAUUGCUGUUAAAAGCAAAAUGUGCAUUAAAUACGAUUACAACCUCA
Molecule: messenger RNA, 3746 nt
Organism: Calidris pugnax (ruff)
Lineage: Eukaryota; Metazoa; Chordata; Aves; Charadriiformes; Scolopacidae
Gene: INSIG2
Product: insulin induced gene 2
Exons: 7
Coding region: 213-890 (225 amino acids)
Biological process (GO): SREBP-SCAP complex retention in endoplasmic reticulum; cellular response to insulin stimulus; cholesterol biosynthetic process
Cellular component (GO): SREBP-SCAP-Insig complex; endoplasmic reticulum
Source: RefSeq, a predicted model, not a curated record